GGAAAGCCCUGAAGUCUGAGCCAGAGCCAUGGAGGGCUCUGUGCUGAGCCCCUCAUCUUGGGAGAAGCGCCAGGCCUGGCUCCGCCAAAGUCGUCACUGGCAGACUCAGGUCCUAGAAGAGGAGGCUGAAGCUGUCCUGCAGGACAUCCCAGAAGCUGAGCCUUCCACCUUGGAUGAUGUUUUCCAGGAAGGGAAUCCCACCAGUAAAAUAGAAGACUGGCUGCAGGAUUGUGGGUACUCUGAAGAAGGGUUUUCUGAGGAACCAGGGCAGUUGAUCUGCAAUGGGUGUCCCAGCCAUGGGACCAGCUUUGAAGAUGACUUAACCCUUGGAGCAGAGGCCACUCUGUUGGCCACCAAUGACAAACCCUUCUCUAGAAGUUUCCUUGAGACAGCCCGGCCCUACCAGCUACUUGAUCUUGGUUGCAGUCUGGCCUCCAGCAGCAUGACUGGUGGAAGCAACAAAACUAGUUCAAGCAUCUCAGAGAUUCUGGACAAAGUGCAAGAAGAUGCAGAAGAUGUCCUCUUCAGUCUGGGCUUUGGUCAAGAGGACCACAAAGACACUUCUAGGAUCCCAGCCCGAUUUUUCACCAACCCCUCAAAAGCCAAAGGCAUUGACUUCCAGCUCUUCCUCAAGGCCCAGGUACAGAGGAUUGAGAUGGAGGAUCCCUGCCUAAUGCUAGCCAGCAGGUUUAAGCAGGUGCAAACACUGGCUGUCACUGCUGAUGCCUUCUUCUGUCUCUACUCUUAUGUAUCCAAGACACCUGUCCAGAAGUUCACACCAUCUCAUAUGUUUUGGAAUUGCAACCCAACUGAUGUGCCAUGCAUUCGGAUUACAUCCCCAGAGCCUGAACCCCACUCACCCAGAGAGCGUCUCCGGAAAGCCAUCUCCAAGAUGUGCCUGUACACAAGCCCACGAGAUCGGCUGACACCCCCUCACAACUCCUCCAAAGCGAACAGCUUGGAUCAAGUGGUGUUGGAAGUAAUGGACAGAGUGAGAGGAGAGAAGUUGGCACUCCAGAAAUACCCUGAGCAUAGACCAAGCUCACAGGAAGAACCUGUGACCUCCUUCAGGACUACAAAAAUGCUCACAAAAGCACAAUCUCUGGAUUUUACCCUUGAGGCUCCCUGUUACACACAUUGUCUGCCCCACACAGAUCUGCAGUGGAACAGAGAUCCCACACAAGUAAAGAGAGAGCUCUGCGGUCUUCAGACCACCAGUGAGGAAGUCCAUUCAGCCAAGGAUAUGACUUUCUGGAAAAGGAAGAGCAGAGCAAGAAAGAGCCUGUUUCAAAAGGACCUCAUGAUCAAAGAUGUCAGGAAAGUCAAGUCACUGGAUCUGUCCAUCAAUCACCAGAAAUGGCAUCAGAGGCCAGAUACACCAGACUUUCACCAAUAUCUAUCCCAGAAAUUGCAGGAUUCUUUUGACUUGAAGGAGGUAGAUGGUAUCAGGAUUCCAGAAUUCUUAAUUCCUGGAAUACCACCAAACAAUGGUUCAGUAUAA
Molecule: messenger RNA, 1501 nt
Organism: Elephantulus edwardii (Cape elephant shrew)
Lineage: Eukaryota; Metazoa; Chordata; Mammalia; Macroscelidea; Macroscelididae
Gene: TESPA1
Product: thymocyte expressed, positive selection associated 1
Exons: 9
Coding region: 29-1501 (490 amino acids)
Molecular function (GO): signaling receptor binding
Source: RefSeq, a predicted model, not a curated record